Messenger RNA from Paramuricea clavata, 785 nucleotides. NCBI's taxonomy places the organism in Eukaryota, Metazoa, Cnidaria, Anthozoa, Malacalcyonacea, Plexauridae. The record is from the annotation of a GenBank genome assembly.
AUGGAUCUUGAUCUGCAGCUAAAAAAAAUUGGUAAAAUUUUCACUGUUUGAUGGAUUGCAUCAUCCAUUAGAGCGAUCAAAUCUUUAUGGAAUGAUUACCCGGCUCUUUAUUCGUAUUUUAAGAAACUUUCAGAGGACAAGUCAAUUAAAUCUACCGUGCAACGUACCAGGGGAUUGUGAAGAAGCUCUCAACAAGAGAAUUUGUUGAAGAUGUGGCAAUUGUUAAGGACUGUUUAGCCCAACUAUCCUUGCUAUCAGAAGCCUUAUAACGGCAACAGACAAGCUUAUUUGAAGAAAAUAGACAUCUGCAAUGGACAAUAAACGCACUGUUUCGAAUUAAAGAAGCAAUUCAGGAAGGAAAGUACACGUUCCAAUCGACAACUGGAGAUAACGCUGGAUUUAAAGGGGUUUCCUUGGAAACUUUCUCGUCAAGAAAAGGGUAUGUGUCCUUCGAUCGGAAGCAGUUUAUCCAGGCAUUAAUCGAUAAUAUCAAUGCAAGGAUGAUCAACCCUAAUAAUGAGGCAGUGAUAAACCAAUUGGAAGCACUUAUUCCAGAUAAGUGGCCUACAGGGGAAUGUCCACCUUGGUCAGAAGGAGAAAAAGCAAUAACAGCUAUUUGUCAAAGGUUUCAUGUGCCUGAAUGUGGUAUCAUACCAGCCUAUCGUAAAUAUUUCAACGAUCCUCGAAGGAUACCCAGGAUUAUUAACGAGAAACUAAUACAAAGCAUUUUGUAUAUAUUCCCAUCAGUUCCUCCGAAGCGGCCGGAAAGAGGUUCUCGCAAAUGA